Messenger RNA from Heterobasidion irregulare TC 32-1, 1054 nucleotides. RefSeq lists its product as uncharacterized. The record is from RefSeq and is a predicted model, not a curated record. The transcript has a single exon. Bases 8 to 961 code for a protein of 317 amino acids. Lineage: Eukaryota; Fungi; Basidiomycota; Agaricomycetes; Russulales; Bondarzewiaceae.
GAUUCCAAUGGAGGAUCUCCCUUUGCAGGACAUCUUACACUUCACACCUCCUCCUGCCCCUGUAGUUAUGUCUUACCUCCGGAGUGUUUGUCUCAAGGAAAGAAGUCAUGUCGACUGCGAAGAUCAUCUGGAGCGUCUAGCAGCAUCUAGUGGAAGGUGCCCCUCAGGUCACCGCGACUUGCUCGUAAAACACCCGGAGGACAAAGUAUCUGAGGCCAGUAUGACUUUUCCACUUGAUCUGCGGCAAACGAUCAACCAAUGCCAGUUCAUGACAAUAAACCCAUUCCUCCUAUCCAGCAGGAUACUAAAGCCAGGCAUCGAAGAAUCCCGAGGCACCGCACUGCCCCGUCUGUCCGACAAUUUGAGCGGAGCAACCGACGAGAUGAACUCGCACGAGUCCCUGGAUGACGUACUUUCACUGCAGCGGGUAACGAAUUCUCUGUCGUUGCUAGAUGCAAACUUUUCAUUGCCGGAACGGCACGGCGCGGAGGUCUCAGAGGAUGUUCUCAAUGGUCAGGUCGGGUUUCUCACACUGGAACCUGUCUCGGAUAAGGACCUGCCGGUAAACCCGGAGUCGUACAUUCGAGAGAGUGAGAUGGUCGAGGCAUUCAUUCGAAGUGCUAGGGGAUUCGUCAAGGACGACUAUACUUUUCUGAUGGAUGAGGUGUCUUCCCAGCCGACUAAUGAGCGCUAUCGAAGUCAGAUGCGCAAUGCCCUGGGAGGAAGGGUGCCAAAAGCUGUCUCCGUUUUGCUUGAAUCUAUAGUUCAUCUGGACUACGAGCCAUGGAUCAGGUACAUGGUGGAGGCGGAGGAAGAGGACAUGAAGACCACGAGCAGCCAGAGGGGUAGGUCUACGAGAAACAGUCAGAGGGGGCAUUUUUUCACGAACAUGGACACGGAAAAGAAAGACAUAUUGGCCCAAACGAGGUUAGAUGUAUGUGGAUGGGACACCACCUUGUAGACACAGACAUACGAAGCGCAUUUGUAACUCGGUGAACGAGAAGCUGCAAUUUGACCUGAUUUGAAUCGUGGGCCCCACGUGCUCCGAUGUGUU